Messenger RNA from Sesamum indicum (sesame), 925 nucleotides. The record is from RefSeq and is a predicted model, not a curated record. NCBI's taxonomy places the organism in Eukaryota, Viridiplantae, Streptophyta, Magnoliopsida, Lamiales, Pedaliaceae.
GCCACGUCAGUCACCAUGCCAAUUCUACCCCCACUCCAGUUCACCAAAUUCCCGAAACGCCCUUCUCCAUUUCUAUAUAAAGGACACAACCCCUCUCCCCAUCCCCAUUGGUUGUCCACAAGCUCUCAACUCUCAUUUUUCAUUUCCAGAGUAUUCAUUCAAUUCUUUCAGGAGCUGGCGUUAACUCAGGAAGCGCUGGAGGGAGACUUCAACAGAGGGCUGGUGAGCGCCCUAUAUGACGCCUUGAACCGCCGUGACGCCCCGGCUAUCCAGCAAAUUCUCGCCGCCGACCUCGAGUGGUGGUUCCAUGGUCCCCCCUCGCACCAGUUUUUGAUGCGCCUCCUCACCGGCGAACAGGACUCCAGCUUCCGCUUUCUGCCCCACAGCAUCUCCGCUUUUGGCCCCACCGUCCUCGCCGAGGGCUUCGACCAGUCCCGCUCCAUUGCCUGGGUUCACGCCUGGACCGUCACCGAUGGGGUAAUUACCCACGUCAGGGAGUACUUCAACACGUCCCUCACUGUGACGCGUUUUCGGAACACAGACGGCAUUACGUCGCCCCAUUGCCCUUCCGUUUGGGAGAGUAGUCUCCCGGAUCGGGUCGGGAAAUCCGUGCCCGGCCUCGUGCUUGCUAUCUAGAACUCGGAUUCGGGUCUGAUAUAUCUGAUCACGUACCUUUUCUAAUUUCGGUUUGGUUGAUUGUUCUUCUUCCGAUGGGCUGAGGAGCUGGUGACGGCUGGGAUUCGCUUCCAGGGCUGCAAUCAGCUGUUUGAGUCUUCAGUUUGAGUGUUGUGGAGUGAUGAUGAUUGGGAGUGGGAGGUUUGAAUUGAUGGGGUUUGAUGAUGUGUGUGUUUCCGUUUCCCGUGAUAUUGCAAUAAAAGAUGUGUCACGCUUUAGUCUAAAGAUGAAUCGGCUUCGGCUCUCAUUA